AGCAGCUGUCAACUUACUGCACAAAAAAAAAUCAGUUCUCCUAUUUAGGUUGUACUGUGUAUCCACGUAAAAUCAAUUAAUAUUUGAGCGUUUGUUACGGAGUGUGUGUUACUAAGGAAAUCUAAUAAUCCUGUGUAACUAAGCGCCACAGUUGUAGUCGUAGUAAUACUGUUAGGAUUAAAGUUUAUUGUACAAACAAAAACGCACAAUGGCACUGGCCCUUGAAAACACAAAAAUCUUAGAAUUUUUGGAACUAGUCGGUCGUUUGAAGCAUGUGAAGAGGACUGGGUGGGUGAUUUGUGACAUAAAUGAGUGCGAGUCUAUUGCUGGCCAUAUGUACCGCAUGGGUCUAAUGACCUUCUUGCUCACAGACGAAAACAACCCUACUAAUCUUGAUAGAUUCAGGUGUCUGCAAAUAGCUCUUGUCCAUGACCUAGCGGAGUGCAUUGUAGGAGAUCUCACACCGCACUGUGGUGUAUCACCAGAGGAGAAGCAUCGGCGCGAGGACGAGGCUAUGCAGAAGAUUGCAGAACUCACUGGCAUAGCUGGUGACAGGAUGUAUGAUUUAUACAAAGAAUACGAGAACCAAACAUCACCAGAGGCUAAAUUUGCUAAAGACUUAGACCGCUACGACAUGAUAUUGCAAGCCUUCGAAUAUGAGAAGCGUGAAAAUACGCCGAAGAAACUGGAAGAGUUCUUCACUGCUACUGAAGGGAAGUUUGACCACCCAUUCAUCAAAGGAUUGGUCACGGAACUUUAUAGACAAAGAGAGGAGUUUGAAAAGAAAUGCCUAACAAAUGGCCAUGCAUAAUAACAAACUUCUCUUCCAUGCUUAUAGAUUGUUAUUAAUUCAACAACGCUAGCAUUGUUACCUAGCCAAGCUAGUUAGUAUUAUAUUUAAUUGCACAGAGUGAACGGAACAUAAUUCAAUGUGUUAAAUAAAUAUGCACUUCAGCAGACACUGAUAUUGUAACUGAUUUAUAUGUAACAAAUGUACCUAGUAAGUGCUAGUGCCAUAUACAAUACAUAUAUAGUUAUCGGCACGGAUAUUGAGCUCUCGGCGAAAGAGUGGGGAUCGCUUUGCGCACUGUACACUCAAGGCAAUAAACCAAUAAAUCACUUCUGCGCGGUGAAGGUGAAGUUCAGGGCUCAAUAUCCUUGCCGAUGAUUAUACCAGUUUACUUCUACUGUGAUAGAUAACCCCACCACCCCAUUUUGAAGUGCAUAUUUUUGGGAAAAUUAUUUACCUAACAAACUGGUAUUAAAUACUUUUGUUUAGAUUUAAUUUUUGUAUGGGAUUUAGUGCAACAUGUCUCGAAACAUAAUAAUAAAAAUAGAAGUAGGUACUUGUAAAAAGAUUACUUUUGGUGAUAAUUAUUUAUAAUUAAAACUUACAAUUUUACAAGUAUUCUUUUUGUUAGUGUGUGUAAGGUGUAGCCAUUUUUGAUUCACUCAUGAUUCAUUUUUAUUUACAUGCUGUUACCAAAUUAAAACUUAUUUUUGAAUCUUUAAGACGUAAUAUUAUAAGUGAUUUAUUUUAUUCCAUUACAUAAUUCUAAGUACACAACAUUUAGUAAGUGUGGCAUAACAUGAUACGAAUAUGUGUAAUCGUUGUAUGGCGUAAUGAUGGCGUAGGUACUAUAAGUUUUACGUACCUAUAACAUACGAAGUUGAAUUCCAUUUAACCUUUUCACCGCCACGCCAUAUCGGUAUUCCUAUGCCCUGUACGCCAAGCCCGAAAAUCUUAAUUAAAUAUCUACUAAAAAAUACAUAAAAGUAAUGAUUUAAUAGGUUUAUUUUGUAUUUUUCUGCGACCUGUUUUUUGUCGAGUAUAGCCGUCGUUGGCGCACAGGGCACGCUUGCUCAUGUCGGCUAUAGCCGACAUUGGCGUUCAAAAGGUUAAAAUGACCUACCAGUUGAUUAGUUAUACGCCAAAUAUCAUUCCGACUAGUCACUACGACAAAACCAUUUUAUAUAUUUGUGAUUGUUCUGAAACUUUCAUAUCACCUUGUAAUAUUUAAAUCUUACAUUGCAAAAGCCCAGCAAAGUACUGAUGUAAUUAGUACUUAAUAUAACUGCUUGCUUACCUCCUUACUAUUGAGGCAUUAACUUAUUACCUUCUUUUGUCAACCAAAGCCCCAUCCUUACCUAUUUUUUUUUCAUAUGAAACUAAGUAAGCGGGUUAGUAUCCCAAGUCAUGUGUAUGUGUGUGUGAUACCUAGUGAUUUUGUUUUCCUAAUAAUCUCUAAAAAUAAUUUUUAAAAUGUUCCGUAGCCAAUCUACAAUACACGAUUUUUACGA
Helicoverpa armigera (cotton bollworm) is the source of this 2301-nucleotide messenger RNA. RefSeq names its product 5'-deoxynucleotidase HDDC2. NCBI's taxonomy places the organism in Eukaryota, Metazoa, Arthropoda, Insecta, Lepidoptera, Noctuidae. Gene Ontology annotation, molecular function: 5'-deoxynucleotidase activity. The record is from RefSeq and is a predicted model, not a curated record. The transcript is spliced from 4 exons. Gene Ontology annotation, cellular component: cytoplasm. Bases 209 to 811 code for a protein of 200 amino acids.